Messenger RNA from Sesamum indicum (sesame), 1006 nucleotides. Its product is annotated as putative cytokinin riboside 5'-monophosphate phosphoribohydrolase LOGL10. Gene Ontology annotation, molecular function: hydrolase activity, hydrolyzing N-glycosyl compounds. Gene Ontology annotation, biological process: cytokinin biosynthetic process. Lineage: Eukaryota; Viridiplantae; Streptophyta; Magnoliopsida; Lamiales; Pedaliaceae. The record is from RefSeq and is a predicted model, not a curated record. Gene Ontology annotation, cellular component: cytosol; nucleus.
GUAGUGUGUGGGGGGUUUGGAGCAGUGUUAAAAUUAGGCUCCCUCAACCCAUUAAGUAAUAUAUAUAAAAGAAAUAUCUGUCUUCAUCAUCAUCAUCAUCGAGAACAAACAAAGAUAAUAUAUGGAAGAGGAGGAGGUAGUAGAAGAAGGCAGUGUGAAGAUGAUGACAAGAUUCAAGAGAAUUUGUGUCUUCUGUGGGAGUAGAAAAGGUCACAAACCAUCAUUCACUCAUGCAGCGCUUCACCUUGGAAAACAAAUGGUGGAGAGAAAGAUUGAUCUAGUUUACGGCGGAGGAAGUUUAGGGUUGAUGGGCUUGGUGUCAAAGACUGUGUUUCAUGGUGGUUGCCAUGUUUUAGGAGUAAUUCCGAGAGCUCUCAUGACACAUGAGAUAUCUGAAGAAAGUGUAGGAGAAUUGAGAAUUGUGGCAGACAUGCACCAAAGAAAGGCAGAAAUGGCCAAAAAUGCUGAUGCUUUUAUUGCCCUUCCUGGUGGUUAUGGAACAAUGGAGGAAUUGUUAGAGAUUAUAUCUUGGUCUCAGCUGGGAAUUCAUGAUAAACCAGUGGGAUUGUUGAAUGUGGAUGGAUAUUAUAAUAGCUUGGUUGCAUUGUUUGACAAGGGAGUGGAGGAAGGUUUCAUUGAAGACUCAGCAAGAAACAUUGUUGUCUUAGCUGAAUCAGCAGAGCAGUUGAUCAACAAAAUGGAGGAAUAUGGUGCAGUGCAUGAAGGAGUGGCAGCUACAGCUACAGUACCUAUACACAAUUGGGGAGUACUGGACCAAAAUACUGUACAAGAGUCUGCUACAAGUGGGGUAUCCCCAAAAUCUUAGAUCCUCAUCAUCUUGUACACAUUAAUUAAUAUUAUUAUUUUAAUUUAUGGGUUAUAUAUAAUUAGUCCCAUUAAUUUAUAUAUUCACAAAGAAAAAGGACAACCAAAGCUGCAUGCAGAUGUAACCCAAUCUAUCUUUUCCCUUUUCCCUACUUCAAACAUCCCGCCAUUUAAUUAUAUG